CUAUUUAUUUUUUACUUUUUGGCAGACAUUAUAUUAUCACAACUUACAAACUAUGCCUUACACUUCAUACCUAACAUCACACUUCACCAAACCAAGUAAUACCAAAACAAAAAAAAAAAUUAUACAAACAUAAAGUGGAAACACUAGCAAUAAUUGGAGCUGUCAAACAAGCCCUCACAUACCAGGGAGCUGCAUUAUGCAAGCAGCCAGCAAUCCCAACAAUACAACUAAGUUUAGAGGCCCUGAUGGAGCAAUAGAAACUGUGGAAGAUUCUGGCAAAGUCCCAGAUGGUGGAAAGGCCGAGUCUGGUCCGGGAGCAACUGUAACAUCCGGGUUUGGAGGGCUCUGGCUUGAAGGAAUUGUAGGCACUGAUGACUCAGAUGGAGGAACUGCCUCACCACCAGGAGAAGGAAAUAGUGGAGAAAUGUCUGGGGAUAGAGCUGGAGAGUACACAGGAGCACCUGGCAAGACUGCAGGUGCAGCUGAAAUAGUUGAAACUUUGAUAUUUAAUUCAGAUGCUAAGGCUAAUGAAGAAUAGUAGGACAUAAAUAUCAUGAACAUUGCCAAGAUUGAGGAAAAGGAAGCCAUCAAUGAUGAUAGAAUUAAUUCCCUUAUUAUGAAGUAUAAUAAAUGUGUCUAAGAGAAAGGGAGAGAGUGAGGGUUGGAGAGUGAGGAAGAAUAUGGGAAGAAUGUGAGUAGGUUCAUGAUUAAGGCUUAAAAGGUCUAGUGGAAGUGCUGGUGGGGACUAAAUGCUAUGUGGCAGAAGAUCACUUGGACCUGUUGUGAUAGUACAGCUUGCAUUUUCUGCUAAGG
Messenger RNA from Quercus robur (English oak), 813 nucleotides. RefSeq lists its product as uncharacterized. The record is from RefSeq and is a predicted model, not a curated record. The coding region runs from base 197 to 538 and encodes 113 amino acids. NCBI's taxonomy places the organism in Eukaryota, Viridiplantae, Streptophyta, Magnoliopsida, Fagales, Fagaceae. The transcript has a single exon.